Penicillium oxalicum is the source of this 3537-nucleotide messenger RNA. RefSeq names its product ATP-dependent 3'-5' DNA helicase. Lineage: Eukaryota; Fungi; Ascomycota; Eurotiomycetes; Eurotiales; Aspergillaceae. The record is from RefSeq and is a predicted model, not a curated record. Bases 1 to 3537 code for a protein of 1178 amino acids. Gene Ontology annotation, molecular function: ATP binding; nucleic acid binding. The transcript has a single exon.
AUGAAUGACGCCUCGGAUAAUCACGCUCAACCUCUUCUGAAAAGAAAACAGAGCCAGGAUGUGGAUGCUUCAGCAUCAAACGCGUCAUCGGCAGUCGGCGCCGACAGCGGUACCGAAGAUGCGUCCCGCGCCUCCGUCCUUGAUGUGAAUGACUCACGAGCGGCCGACGGCGAACCGCAACAGCCUGUGAAGAAACGAAAAGGGACGGGCAAAAAGUCCAAGGCGUCAGAUACAAAGGCAAAGGCCGCACAGAAGAGGGUGCCUGCCAAGCCAUGGCCCGAGGAGAUCAAGCGCCUCUCGCAGACCCAUCGUGCGCUCAACCUUGUUUAUACUUUUUGCUGCACGCGCAAACACUUUAUCACGACCUUCGAAAACAUCAAGAAUGCGGUUCAGGCACAACUUGGUCAAGGUCGCGAGCUGACGGUCGAGGAUGUGGCUAGAGUCAAGGUCCUGGUUCCGCUGUCUGUGCGGUUCGAGUACGUUGAUGAGGCCCGACUCGAAAUCAUGACAGUCGGGGAUAGAGAAGGCGCCGACUACGGGACUCGGAGCGGUACGGGCAUGCUUUCGGCCUCGGAAAUUGCAAAUUACGCUGGAAAUGACGAUAAUUUUGUGGGGAACGUCCUUCUCUUCGAGUUUGUGGACGGGGACCUGAAGCGAGAGGUCCGAAAUCCAAAGACCGGGGAGCCAUCCAAACCUUUUCGCCGAAUGAGGGACGAGGACCUGAAGAUGCCAGUUUUUAGUCAGAAACAGAUGCUGGGGCUCAUCGAGAAACGAAACACCAAGUUCACUGAUGCAAUCGAUGCCUUCCUUGUCCGAUGUGAAGAUGAAGGACUUGACCCGGUGCAGACAUUGGAAGAAGAGAAGAACGCUUUUAUACCGACGCCUCCUGGGAGUGAGGUGAACACUCCUGCUGUUGUAAAAGCUCCAGCGACGAUUCCGAAAGAGCGCGAAAGCAUUGCGGAAAUCAUCUCUCAGAUUCGCGAGAUGGAGUGGUACCACGCGCAGAUUGUGCCGGAAGGGCAUCGAGUGUUUUAUGCACAGUCGCCCGUCUACGGCGACCUAUCCUUCCAGUUGUCCCAAGAGCUUGUCAAUGCCCUGUACAAUACGAAGAGUAUCACUCAGCUCUACUCCCACCAGGCUGAAGCAAUCAAUCAUUUGUAUCAAGGUCAUCAUGUGAUCGUCUCAACCUCCACAAGCUCAGGAAAGUCUCUCAUUUACCAGAUUCCCAUGCUUCACGAAUUGCAGAAAGACCCUGACAGCCGAGGCAUGUAUAUCUUUCCUACAAAGGCCCUGGCACAAGAUCAGCGACGCAGUAUGACGGACUUGCUACAAUUCAUGGAUGGAUUGCAACAAACAAUGGUGGAAACGUUCGACGGAGACACGCCAAUGGGAAGUCGAAACCUGAUCCGGGAUGAGGCUCGUAUCAUUUUCACCAACCCGGACAUGCUACAUAUCACCAUUCUUCCUCAAGAAAGCGCCUGGCGCACUUUUUUGAAGAACUUGAAAUUUGUUGUAGUGGACGAAUUGCACGUUUACAACGGCCUGUUCGGAUCGCAUGUGGCGUAUAUUAUGCGACGACUCCGACGGAUUUGUGCUGCAGUGGGCAAUCGACACGUUAAAUUUAUAUCCUGUUCUGCCACAGUAGCAAAUCCAGAGCAGCACAUGAAGUCGAUUUUUGGAGUCGAAGAUGUCAAGUUGGUGGACUUUGAUGGCUCUCCGUCUGGUCGAAAAGAGUUCAUCUGCUGGAAUACUCCGUUCAAGGAUCCUGCUGAUCCAAGCUCAGGACGUGGUGAUAGCGUCGCUGAAACUGCGCGACUGGUCUGCCAGUUGAUCCUCCGAGGAGUGAGAGUGAUUGCUUUCUGUCGCGUGAGACGACUUUGUGAGACACUUUUGCAGGCCGUUCGCAACGAGUUCCAGACCUUGGAAAGGCCCGAAGUCGGCAAGAUGGUCAUGGGUUAUCGAGGUGGUUAUAGUCCGCAAGAUCGUCGACGAAUUGAGAAGGAGAUGUUUGAUGGAAAACUGAUGGGCAUAGUGGCUACCAACGCAUUGGAACUGGGUGUCGAUAUAGGCUCUCUCGAUGCAGUGGUCACUCUCGGGUUUCCAUACUCGAUCUCCAACUUGCGGCAGCAAAGUGGCCGGGCGGGUCGACGAAACAAGGAUUCUCUGUCUGUACUGGUCGGUGAUCGAUAUCCAACGGAUCAACACUACAUGCAAAAUCCGGAGGAGAUAUUCACACGGCCAAACUGUGAACUGCAGAUCGACCUAACCAAUGAGCUUAUUCAAGAAGGACAUGUCCAGUGCGCCGCUUUUGAGAUGCCAAUCCGGCCGGACGAGGAUUCCUUCUACUUUGGUGAGCAAUUGUAUGCCCUCGCGGCCACUCGACUCGUCAAGGACAGCAUGGGCUUCUACCAUUGUCAUGACCGAUUCCGGCCUCAACCAUCGCGGUGUGUGAACAUCCGUGACACGGAAGACACACACUUUGCCGUCAUUGACACAACGAACAAUCGCAAUGUCGUUCUUGAGGAGGUCGAAGCCUCGCGCGCGUUCUUUACAAUCUAUGAAGGGGGCAUUUUCCUCCAUCAGGGUCAGACAUACAUCGUCAAAGAACUCAAUGUCGAGCGUCAUCUUGCACGGGUUUUGCGCGUGCACGUCGACUGGAGCACGAUGCAGCGUGACUAUACGGACAUCGACCCCAUCGAGACUGAAGCCAUGCGUCUUGUUGGCAACGGGCCAAAUGCUUGUCGCGCCUUCUUUGGUGCUGUCCAAAUCCAUGCUGUGGUAUAUGGCUUUUUCAAAAUCGACAAGCGAGGUCGCAUUCUCGACGCAGUCGCUGUUGACAAUCCUCCGAUCGAUCUUUUCACAAAGGGAAUGUGGCUCAAUGUCCCCUCACGGGCCAUUGAAAUCCUCGAGUCGCAUAGAUUGAAUGUCGCAGCGGCGAUUCACGCUGCUGAGCAUGGUGUACUCUCGCUACUCCCUUCCUUUGUGGUUUCAUCGCCGGGUGAUGUUCGCACGGAGUGCAAGAUUGCGCAAAAAGAGCUCGGCAAGGGACUCCGCCGCGCGAACGAGUCAGGCAAGUCUCGCGAGGAGCUUGAGAGACAGAUUCAACCUCCUUCGAGGCAGCGACCUGCCCGCCUGACUUUCUACGAUGCCAAGGGCGGCUCGUGCGGAUCCGGGAUCGCGAGCAAAGCGUUCGAAUUCAUUGGACUUUUGCUCAGACGAGCAGUAGCGCGUAUUGAGUCAUGUCCCUGUCUUUCCCCGCAGGGUUGCAUUGAAUGCGUAUGUGACGAGAGGUGUAAGGACAUGAAUACUGUGAUGAGCAAGGCGGGCGCGGGCGUCAUCCUUCGAUGCUUGUUGGGAUGGGAUGUCGAUGUCGAUGCUCUACCCUGGGGCGAAGAUGUCGAGGUUAUCGAUCCAGGUACAGUUGGCGGUCGAGAAUUGGCAGGUGGGUGGGAGACCGUUGUGACGGCCAAGGACGUGCCUUGGAAACAUGGUUGCGGGCCAGAGGAAACACCGGCCUCGCGGGCAUUUGAUGCCUGA